Salvelinus fontinalis (brook trout) is the source of this 4673-nucleotide messenger RNA. RefSeq names its product protein phosphatase 3 catalytic subunit alpha-like. The coding region runs from base 371 to 1939 and encodes 522 amino acids. Gene Ontology annotation, molecular function: calmodulin-dependent protein phosphatase activity; calmodulin binding. Gene Ontology annotation, biological process: calcineurin-NFAT signaling cascade. Gene Ontology annotation, cellular component: cytoplasm; calcineurin complex; cytosol. The record is from RefSeq and is a predicted model, not a curated record. Lineage: Eukaryota; Metazoa; Chordata; Actinopteri; Salmoniformes; Salmonidae. The transcript has 14 exons.
GCGGUAUGAGGCAGUCCCUGUAUGAAUGUGUGCGUGGGAGUUCCUCCUUUCGCCAUUCCGGGGUGUCGCCACACCACGGAGAGUACUGAGGGAGUCCUGCGAAGAGACCGCCUAGCCCCCUCCAGGCCUCUUCUCACCUCUCCACACCUUCAUCCAGCCACACACGGGGCCCCGGCAUGCCCCAGAAGACAGGUAUCCGCUCAUUACUCCCUCAGAGAACCGCCGCAGACCUCCCCAGCAGCCCUGUUUGAAAGAUUACGGAGACACCGAGGGAUGCUACUGCAGCAAACGCACCCCGCACCGCGAAAAUUCUCGACGUCUGCCCGAGGAACAGAAACAUUUGGUUGGCCCUUGACCGAAGCCCCUGAGGAUGUCCGACAGCUGUGCGAACAUGAACUCCGACGAUCGGCCGGUUAAAACGGUCCCCUUCCCCCUGAGCCACAGGCUCUCCAUGAAGGAAGUGUUUGACUGUGAGGGGAAGCCUAGAGUAGACCUGCUAAAAGCUCACCUCACCAAGGAGGGCCGUUUGGAGGAGGUGGUGGCCCUACGCAUCAUCAAUGAGGGAGCUGCCAUCCUGUGCCAGGAGAGGACCAUGCUGGAUAUAGAAGCCCCAGUCACAGUGUGUGGAGACAUCCACGGUCAGUUCUUUGACCUGAUGAAGCUGUUUGAGGUCGGCGGUUCCCCCGCGACGACACGCUACCUCUUCCUAGGGGACUACGUGGACCGGGGCUACUUCAGUAUUGAGUGUGUGUUGUAUCUGUGGUCGUUGAAAAUCCUCUACCCGAAGACGUUAUUUCUUCUACGGGGAAACCAUGAAUGUAGACACCUGACAGAAUAUUUCACUUUCAAAACUGAAUGUAAGAUAAAGUACUCAGAGCAGGUGUAUGACUCGUGUAUGGAUGCGUUUGACUGCCUGCCGCUGGCUGCUCUGAUGAACCAGCAGUUCCUGUGUGUCCAUGGAGGGCUCUCGCCAGAGAUCCACACGCUCGACGACAUCAAAAAGUUGGACAGGUUCAAGGAGCCUCCAGCUUUCGGGCCCAUGUGUGACCUGCUGUGGGCCGACCCACUCGAAGACUUUGGCAACGAGAAGACGCAAGAGUACUUUGGCCACAACACAGUCAGAGGCUGCUCCUACUUCUACAGUUACCCUGCAGUGUGUGAGUUUCUACAGACCAACAACUUGUUGUCAGUCAUCAGAGCACAUGAAGCGCAAGAUUCUGGGUACCGGAUGUACAGAAAGAGUCAGACUACAGGCUUUCCCUCCCUCAUCACCAUCUUCUCAGCACCUAACUACCUGGACGUCUACAACAACAAAGCGGCGGUUCUGAAGUAUGAGAACAACGUGAUGAACAUCCGCCAGUUCAACUGUUCCCCUCAUCCCUACUGGCUGCCCAACUUCAUGGAUGUCUUCACCUGGUCCCUGCCCUUUGUUGGAGAGAAAGUGACAGAGAUGCUGGUGAAUGUUCUCAGUAUCUGUUCAGAUGAUGAGCUCAUGGAGAAUGAUGGAGAGGAAGAGGUCUAUGAUGCCAAUGCAGCGGCAGCUAGGAAAGAGGUGAUCAGGAACAAGAUCCGUGCCAUCGGGAAGAUGGCCAAAAUGUUCCAAGUUUUACGGGAGGAGAGUGAGAACGUAUUGACCCUGAAGGGACUGACCCCCACUGGCAUGCUGCCCAGCGGAGUUCUAUCAGGAGGCAAGCAGACUCUGCAGAGUGCUACCAUUGAGGCCAUUGAAGCCAUUGAUCCUGUUGAGGACGCAGAAGCAAUCCGAGGCUUCUCUCCUCAACAUAAGAUCAAUAGCUUUGCGGAGGCCAAGGGUCUGGACCGGAUCAACGAGCGCAUGCCCCCCCGCCGUGACGCCGUCAACAGUGUUGGUGUAUCCAUGGGCCGCAUGAACAUGGGGGAGCCCAACGGCACCGACAACAACAGCAAUAUACAGGGAUGAUGCACACACACACACACACACACACACACACACACACACACACACACACACACACACACACACACACACACACACACACACACACACACACACACACACACACACACACACUUAAACACUAUUUCAUACACGCUCUGAAACACGCACAUAGAUAUGAAGUACAUACACCAACAUACACACAUUUGACUUACACAUACUCACAAAUACACUUGAUUUAAACAUAAAGUACACACACAUACUUAUACAUACACAUAAACACAAAACAUACAGGACACACAAGUCAACAUAUACCCUUAUACAGGGAUGGUACACACACCAUCCUCCUCCUCCCCCUACCCCGUCCUGUUGCUGCCCAGCCCACCUCUCCACCAGUGUGGCAAGACUUUGCCAUGGAUGGUUGAGGUGUCCUACUGGACAAACUGUACUGCAGGUUCCAUCAUUACCUGAUCUGACCUGGUCACACACACUACUGCAGGCCCCUGACCUGACCACACCACACUACGGAACACUCUACUGGACGUUCUGGAACACUCUACUGGACGUUCUGGAACACUCUACUGGACGUUCUGGAACACUCUACUGGACGUUCUGGAACACUCUAGUGAACGUUCUGGAACACUCUUCUGGACGUUCUAGAACACUCUACUGGACGUUCUGGAACACUCUACUGGACGUUCUGGAACACUCUACUGGACGUUCUGGAACACUCUACUGGACGUUCUGGAACACUAGCGAACGUUCUGGAACACUCUACUGGACGUUCUGGAACACUCUACUGAACGUUCUGGAACACUCCAAUGCAAAACAAAGAGCUACUGUUCUGUUCUCAUUGUGUAGUAGGGGUGACUUGGUGACAGAUGUUACCUUUCUGUUGUGUUGGGGGCAGAGGGAGAGUGGGGGGGUUGGGGAGGGGAGGCAUGGGCUGAGAGGUCAACGAGGGCUGAGGUGGCAUGCGGUAGAGGGACUUCCUGUCCUGGAUUUUCAGUUUCCUCUUCUCAUUUUAAAACAGGAAGUUGUGUGGUCAGCCCGGUUGGUGGUUUACUUCAUUCACUUUAUUUUAUAAGAUAGCUAGAUAGAUAGAGAGAUGGACUGGAUGGUUGUCGUGACGUCCAUGGGAGUUUAUUUGUGUGUGCUCGUGUCUGCAUUUGCGAUUGUGUGAGUGUAUGUGUGUCUGUGGGGGUGAAAUUUGAAUAGCAUUUUCAUAUGCAACAUACAAGGUUGUGCUAUCGAACAUGUUUUGCUACUAGUACUAUAUGAUAAUAACAGAACAUUCAAAUGAAACAUAUUAUUUAUUUACUUCAAGGAAAAGACAAUGUUGUCAGAAGGUUAAAAAUACAGUCUUAUUACCUGAGUGUUCUCUCUCGAUCUUAUUUUAUAAGCCAAUAUGCUCCACUGGUCAGUUAGUCAGGACUAAAGUGUGUGGCCCACUGUUCAUUCACACAGAGUUCACAGUACACUCACUACACCCCAGGCAGGCGCUGCCUCUAAAGUCAGUCAGAUAGAUUAAACUGACCUUAGAUCAGUUUUAGUGGCAACGUCUGUCUAUUCCACUCUUAUGUUCCAUUGCUGCCAAAACUGAUCAUAUUUCACUUUUAAGGGCAUCUUUUUACCACUUUUACUUAUUCCACUUGCUGGGACUAGCUACACGUUGUAUGUUCUAUUGCUGCCAAGUCAAUCAUAGAAAUAGAAAGCAUAGAAUGGAUACCUGUAUCAGAGAUUGAAAUGUAGAAAUAACUAUGAUAGAUUGGCUGUUUUGCUGGCAUGCAAUCAGAAUCAGCAAUGAGUGAAGUCCAUUCCAUGCGUUCCAUUUCUACGGUGUCCUCUUAAUGUGCUGUCCAGUAGCCUAUAACCUGAGCUGGCUGCACUGGAGGAAGUUCCUAUAGUGUAUAUGCUGUUGUGUUCUACCUUGAAAAUGAAAUGAAGUGUUUUUGGCUGUGUGAGCAGUGGCUAACAGAAGUCAACAGAAGGUUAUUUAUUUGAAAAGCAUUUAUAAACGCAUCAAUGCAUGCAGUUAAGUUAUUUGAUAAUAAUAAUGUGAAAUUCGAUUUGUGCCAUGUUUCAGUAUGGUAAGUUUAUUUUUUCUUGCUUCAAAAUUAACUAAGGGAUAAUAUUUAUUUUGCAAAACAUUUAUUUAUGAUUUUUAUACAUUGUUUGGGGUGAUUUUGUUAUUCUUUUUUAAAUGUUUUCCAUUACUGUAUUAUGAAUUAAUUUAUUGUUUUAUUUUGAUGCUGUACAGACUGGAAGCUUCUAUGAGGUGAAAUGCAUUGUGACUCUAUCUCUCCUCUCUUCUCUGUUGAUGUACAGGAGUUGCUUUUAAACCUGCAAUAGCGUGAAUUAAUGACCAUACUAUAAAGAGACAGACUUCCAUUCAGGCAGCCAAAGCAUGAUUGCAUGGCAAACUAAUCUGUAAAAGCAGACACAGUUACAAAAGUUGUCUCUCAAAUUUUAAAGGAAAAGUGUACUCUCUAAUCAUAAUUCUUAAAUGAUAUUCUUGUUAUUUAAUAUUAUUAUUCUAUUUAUAAUUAACAUUAUUCUUAAGCUCUCUGCUGGUUGCUCUCGCAUUUUUCUGAUCUUUGUUUGGUCUCAUUGUGCUUUAUUUUACGAGGUGAACUUACUGGAGACCUUGUGCCAUAUAGUUUGUGCCAUGGCUCUCUGUCUCAUCACACACACUGUACGCAUGCCCCAUGGGACAAACCACUUUUUUUACUCUUGAAUAAAAUAUGCAUGAACCUUU